This is a messenger RNA of Anastrepha ludens (Mexican fruit fly), 3798 nucleotides long. Its product is annotated as sodium/potassium/calcium exchanger 4. The transcript has 9 exons. The record is from RefSeq and is a predicted model, not a curated record. The coding region runs from base 651 to 2216 and encodes 521 amino acids. Gene Ontology annotation, molecular function: calcium channel activity; calcium, potassium:sodium antiporter activity. Gene Ontology annotation, biological process: calcium ion transmembrane transport; intracellular calcium ion homeostasis. NCBI's taxonomy places the organism in Eukaryota, Metazoa, Arthropoda, Insecta, Diptera, Tephritidae. Gene Ontology annotation, cellular component: membrane.
AUUCUAGCCGUGCGGAUGCGUUGAGCCCCAUUUAAGUGCCGACAAAAUUACCGACCUAUCGAAAUUAUAUUCAACGGGUUACGCAAAUGAAUAUUUAUGCAGCACUUAGAGAGUAGAUUAAUGCAACAACAAAAAACAAGGAGUCGACGUUGGAAAAGUGCUUUCGAUUUGGCGAAAUUCAAGCACGUUGGUUGUUAGCGCGGUUGUUAUUUUUCUAAAUUGUGCGAAAUAUUAAAAUUGCCAACAAACUAAAAGAAUUUACGCAUGAGAGUGUUGUUUUAAAGGGCAAACUCGUGUGCGCGGCUUAAGAAAUUCAAGGCGAAAAAAAUUGUUAGUAAUCGGGUAGAAAAAGUUGUGAAAAAUUUAGAGAUUCAGAUUCGAGCAACCACUUCACCAGCUUGUGCUUGGAAAUAGAACUGAUGCAACUAUCACACAAAUAAUUCUUCUAAAACAACUGCCAUGUAGAAUCACACAACAACACACAACGAAACAUUAUAAGCAUUAACAUUUUGUUGCUCUUUCGCAACGACAUCACAGAGGCGCGAAGGAACGAUUUAAACAAAUUCACAAAUAAAAAAUCUUAUUUUAUCAAAUAAAAACGAAUUUUGUUUAUAAAAAGUGAAAGUGUCAAGCGAAAACCACAAAAAGUGAUGGGGAAACGCUUACAUUUGCUAUUAAGCACAUUGCUGGUACUCGCCACUGGUGUGGAGCAGAUACAGUGCAACGAUCAUAAUGAAACGUUUCUGGAACAAACUUUCCAUUAUAUUGAAUAUGUUCUAAAUGAGCCAUUGACGCGUGCGUCCACGGAGUGCGAGACAGAUGACACCAGUUCACCGUUAGAUGAGUUCCCUGAAUAUUUUACAUUGGAUCAGCUGCGUCAAGGCUGGGUCGUGCUGCACGUCUUUGCCGCCGUCUACUUAUUCAUCCUGCUCGCCAUCAUUUGCAAUGAUUAUUUCCUGCCCACCGUCGAGUGCAUAUGUGAAGACUUGAAUUUAUCCAAAGAUGUCGCCGCUGCCACUUUCAUGGCCACCGCCACCUCAAUGCCUGAAUUCUUCACGAAUACGAUUAGUACGCUAAUAACCGACUCAGAUUUGGGUUUGGGCACGAUUAUUGGCUCGCUGAUGUUCAAUACAUUGGGAGUGGCUGCCUUAGCGGCGUUAUGCAUAAAAAAGCCCGUACAACUCGAUUGGUGGCCCAUAGCACGUGAUUGUGUCAUCUACAUGUUUAAUACGGUUGUUCUCAUUGUACUCGCCUGGGGUGGGUAUGUCAGCUUCACCGAAUCCUGCAUCAUGAUGGGUUUUCUCAUUUUCUAUUAUACGCUCACCUUUAAUAACAACAAAUUUAUGCCUGCCAUACGCGUUUUCGUAGAGGAUAAGCUGAACUGUUGUUUAUCUAAGCGAUAUGAUUUGACUGAGCCACCAGAGAAUAGUGCAAAGGCGCGACUGCCACUCAAAAAGGAUCACCUGGGCGGUGAUGGUCUAUUUGUGAUAAAUUUACCUGAUAAUACCUCGACUAUGUCAUCCACAGCGAAUUUGACGCAUUCAAAAAGUUGGAAUAGCGAUGAAAGCGAUGACGUCCCCUCACCACCACGCAAACUCUUCUCCUUGCCACAUGGCGAGACGAAAUUGCGGAAAUUCUGGUGGGCUUUCAUAUUUCCCAUCAAAUUUACACUCACGUUUGUCAUACCCAGCCCCUCGCUCCAUCGUCGCCUCUACCCGAUCUCCUUCACUAUGUGCAUUAUUGCAAUUGGCCUGAAUGCUUACAUGAUUGUCUGGAUGUUGACGGCAUUUGGUGUCGCGAUAAAUGUGCCCGAAAUUGUUAUGGGGCUCACCUUUCUAGCGGCUGGCUCAACUAUGCCCGAAGCAGUCUCUAGUUUGAUUUCACUGAAAAAUGGUGAAAACGGCAUUGGCGUCUCCAACUCACUGGGUGCCAACUCACUCGCCAUACUCCUCUCACUGGGCGUGCCAUGGUUCAUAAAGAAUUGCAUGAAUUAUGGCAAAACAGACGGCUCAGCUAUGAUUAAGAUUGCCGCUCAGGGUAUUGAGUACAAUUUAAUCAUUUUGCUGCUGUGCACCGUUGCGCUCUUUAUUAUUUUGAGCUUUAGUGGCUAUCGGCUAACGAAACGUGCAGGCGUAGCGUUAUUCUUAAUCUAUGCGGUCUUCAUUGUGCUGCAGAUUUUGAUCGAGAUGAAUGUGUUCUUCCCGCAACAGUGCUAAUCAAGAAACAAAAAGCCCGACAGGAAGAGGAUAAACAGAGAAAAAAAUUAUAUGGAAUAAAGUAAAAAAAAAUUAUGUACAUAUAUUUUUAUUCGCAAAAACUAAGUGAGCUAAUUAAGACUGUUUAGUGCUGUAAGUUCGAGAAAAUACCAAAAUACCAAACUUAGCUGUUGAAUUUCUAGAGUAAGUUAGUUUUAAAAAUAAAAACUUUUUAAAUUAAAAACAAAAAAAAAAUAUUUAAAAAAAUCUUAUUUCAACAAAAAAUAUUUCUUAAUCCAAACAUUUUUAUAUAGAGAUCGCCUUUUUAUGUAGAUAUAUUGUAAUUUUUGAAUUACAAAUAAGCCAAAAAUUUAGUGCUAUAAAUAGUAAAUUAAUUAGUGCCACAAAUUAGAAAACCAGAAGUUAUAUAAACUAUGUAAAUAAAAUAUAUUGACAACGUUUAAUACAAUUUAAUGCAAUAAAAAAGGCUAUAGAAAAUUUAACUAAGAGAAUUUAUACUCAAUGAAGUAAGAAAUCAUACUUUUUUAUUAAUUGCUGUUUUGUUUUUUUGUUUUUGUUAAUUAUACUUUAUUUCUACUUAACUAAACUGAGGUAACUAUGAAAAUUCGAAGGCAGUUAAAUCUCUUAUGCGCGAGUUAUGUAUAAGCCUAUGUUAAUAACAGAGCUAAUGUUAAUUUGACAGAGCUAAUGUUAUUAACAUGACACUAACACACUCACUGUUUCAUUUUAAAAAUAUAAUUGGCGCAGUCGGUAGGGUUUUAAACAAAGUGUUGAAACGAAAGCAAUAAAAAUACAAAUUAUUUAAUGCUGCAGACACAACAUAAAGCAGACACAGCACAAGUGAGUAGUUUGCAAAAAACAUGACUUUAAUCUUCAACGUCAGCUCAAGACCAAUCUGUAUAUACUAAAAUAAAUUGCUUAUUACCUAAACCAAAGCUGCAUAUUAUGAACACUUAAACGCCACCUAAAAGCUCAGUUGCAAUGGUAUUUUUCCAUCCAAAAUUCCUUUUUACUAUUUGUUUAUAAGAACUGUUUAAUUUUGGUUCCCCAACAUUGUUUUUCCAUUAACAGUUCUUAACAUUUAACACUAUUGUUAUUGUCGUGUUAAUAUAAUAACAUUAGCUCUGUUAUUAACAUAGGCUUAUACAUAACUCGCGCAAACUACAAAUUGAAUUGUAUUUAUAAUUUUAUUUUUUAAUUUCAUAAAUUUCAAUUUUAAUUUUAAUUUUUAUUAACCUGUAUGCCCAAAAAAUGUUUGUAUAAUAUAAAAUCCUAUAUCAAGUAAAUAUCUUUUCUUAAUUUUAUUUUUAUUAAAAUUAUUUUUUUAUUAGUUAUUUCUUAAUAUUUAAAAAAAAAAUUGUAUUGCUGUUUUAACAUUUUUGAACUUUUUUUAUUGUUAUGUUUUAUAAAAUAGUUUUCGCAUUAACCAUAAAAUAUUCUUCUUUUUUUGCCACAAACUACAGUAUUUAUAAUUUACGUGAAUUUUUUUAAACCAACUGCUUUCGACAAAUACAAAAAAAAAAAACAAAUUUUACUUAAAAAUAUUUUAAAACAAUUUUGUACAACAAAGUAGUUACAAUGU